AUGGCUUCUUCUCCCUACUGGAUCGAGACUGACGAUUGGCACACUGCUGGCGAGCCUUUCCGAGUGGUAGAGAAACUCCCACCGGGCUUUCUCCCCAUGGCCUCAACUGUAACCCAACGCCGCUUCGACAUCAUCGCGACGCCUGGACACCCACUAGAUCAGCUCAGACAGUCGCUAUGUCACGAGCCUCGAGGCCACGCCGAUAUGUACGGCGGUUUUAUCACCCCCCCAAAUGAUCCAGGAGCCGCUUUCGGCGUAUUGUUCUGGCACAAGGAUGGCUUCUCUACUGCAUGUGGCCAUGGCACUAUUGCCCUAGGCUACUGGGCCAUAGCCAAGGGCGUCGUCAAAGCCCCGGAGAAUGGAACCUACGAUGUUGUGAUAGAUGUACCCUCUGGCCGCGUUGCUGCCACUAUGCACCUUGUGAAUGGCAAGCCGAUCCACGCCGACUUUAUCAAUGUUGCCAGCUAUCAAAUCUCUAAAGGUCUUCAAGUGGCUAUUCCCUCUUCCCAAAAGCAACUAAGCGUGGAUCUGGCCUUUGGCGGAGCUGUCUAUGCAACAUUGGAUGCCGAUCAGGUCGGCCUCAAGGUUGAGCCGAAGAAUGUAAACGAUUUCAUCAAAAUUGGCAGAGAGAUAAAAGCAUCACUCGGAACCCGCGCUCACUACGGAAAAUAUGACUGCUACGGUGUCAUCUUCUUCGACGAGGAAGGAGAAGAGAAGAUCGAUGGCCAAGACUUGGUUGUUAAACAAAGAAACGUCACCGUGUUUGCGGAUGGACAGAUUGACAGAUCGCCAUGUGGCUCCGGAUCCUGUGCUCGUCUGGCUGUUUUGCACGCGGAGGGAAGGCUCGGGCCUAAGAAAAACAAAUUAAGACACCGUUCUAUCAUAGCCACUUCAUUUGAAGCAGAAAUCUUAGAGGAGACCCAGAGCCCCAUUGCUGAGUUUCCUGCCAGCAUACCGCGCGUUAGAGGUACUGCUCAGCUGUACGGGAAGAUGAGCUUCUAUAUUGACCCGGGUGAAGAUAUUUACCCUGGUUUUCUGCUUCGAUAG
This is a messenger RNA of Clonostachys rhizophaga, 1047 nucleotides long. The record is from the annotation of a GenBank genome assembly. Lineage: Eukaryota; Fungi; Ascomycota; Sordariomycetes; Hypocreales; Bionectriaceae.